Messenger RNA from Aspergillus pseudotamarii, 1326 nucleotides. Its product is annotated as questin oxidase family protein. The transcript is spliced from 2 exons. Bases 1 to 1326 code for a protein of 441 amino acids. The record is from RefSeq and is a predicted model, not a curated record. NCBI's taxonomy places the organism in Eukaryota, Fungi, Ascomycota, Eurotiomycetes, Eurotiales, Aspergillaceae. Gene Ontology annotation, molecular function: oxidoreductase activity.
AUGGCCUCUCCUUCAGUGGUAUCAAUUUCACCAGAAGACACUGGUGUCUUUUCUGUCUCGCAGAUUCCGGCCUCGUCUCGCACAACGCUCAACCAGCUUCUUCAAGAAAAUCAUGACAGAUACCACCCCUUCUUUAACGACAAAGGAUAUCACAAUCAUAUCACGCAUUAUAUGCUUGCUUCAUACGCACUUGGGGCUGAGGCAGACCAGCUUUCAAGGGCUUGGGUUCAAGAAAAAGCAUUUCAGCGCCCUCAACAGCCGCUCAACGAACACAAUGUGGCGCAACUAAAAGAUGGUCGAUUCCUCCUUAAGUGUCUGGGUAACGAAGAAUACUACCGAGAUUUUCUUAUCUUUUUUCAACAAGAGAUAGCUGAGAAAGGAACUGGGGCUGUAGUCAACCAAUAUGUUUUUGAUCGAACGGAGGUUUCUGAAGCUCUCUUCACCCGCCUUUUUGCAAGCUUUCUUCAUCCACUUAUUCAUCUUGGUUACGGACUGGAGUUUAAUCAGCCAGCCAUUGUUGCAGAAGCUCUUGCCCAGACCGCCGUUCACAAGAACGAGGUCGCUGUAAUCAUGAAAGGCUGCGAAGACGCAGCCAACAGCCGGUCAGACCUCACAAGUCGGACAAUGAACGAACUACUGGGCAAGGUUCGGGAUAACAAUGCCAUUCGCCAUGCAUCCUGCUGGGGGGAUGGUAGCUGGAUUGAAGAUAACCCACUGACCUCUGCUCCUAAGGAACUUAUGGAAACAGCUGCUCGCUGGCGAGUCAAGCCAGAGGAACUGUUUGAAAAGACUGCGGAAAUGAUCAACGUCAAUGCAUUUUUCUGUGGUGCGGCACAAAAUCCUCCUAAAGAGUACAAGAUUGACUUCUUCUUUAUCCACAAUCUUAAUUGCUCUAUCUUCUUCCCCGCCUUCCUGAGCCAGAAAUGGUUGAGUCCGGAAAAUAAGGUCCGUCUGUUGGAGUGGAAAGGAAGAUUUGAUGUUGUUGCCUAUGCUGCGCGUGGAUCACCUCACUUGGAUAUUAAUGAGAUUGUCGACUACCAGCCCAAGAGACCAGGGACAGGUUGGGUUGAUCUCUUCCAACGUGUCCAUAUUUUUGACGAUGAUUCGCAUGUCACCAAGUUCCUACGUGCACUAGCUCAUGGUCACCGGUUCUGCCAGGGCUAUGAUAUCAAAAACAGUGAUCGGUUCCCAAUAAAAGGUAACCUGUGGCUGCAGGUUGCGCACAUGGCUAUGGAUACUACGGAAAAAGAACCUAUGGCGAAGAAUAGGUGGGUUAGGGGUGCAGGAUUUCCUUCGCAGUGGGACCACUUUCACUCCCGUCAUUAG